AUGGCAACUGAUGCCACGGCUCAGCGACUUCUGCAGCAGUUCUUGUGUGAGGAGCAUGAUGAGGCAUGGCUGCGGUGGAAGGAUCUGCCCGAAGAUACGAUGGCUACUUCCUCGUCUGGUGACUCGCAGUCCUUUGAUCAAAGUUUCGAAGGGUUGCAGCCGCAGCUAACCUCGCUGACUUCGCUGGACACUUUACUGCAGAAGGUCUACGAACGACAAGAGCAGUCAUCUGGUGCGAUUGCUGCCCGCAUUGCGAGCCUUGAGCGCCAGAUAUGCAAGCUCCAAGUCCAGUAUGAAGUUGCGGGUGCGAAGAUGCAGAGCAAGGUGAAGAGAAAGCGCUUUCUCACAUCUUGUUCCACAAGUCCAAACACCAAAAAGAAGAAGCAGAAGGUCCAGGAUGCGCUGUCUCCAAGGCCGUGCAUUGAUGACCCUGCACGCCGGAAUCUCGACUGCGAGUUCUUUAAUGUGGCUGAUAAGGAGAACGCGGACGACCAGCAGGCAGCUUCCUGCACGGCGACGGCCUCGCGGGAUGGCCCCUUGAGCCCUUUGAGCCCUGUGAGCCCGAGCGUUUGGGACGUGCUCUCGGGCGUGUUUGGUUGGAGAGAAGCUCCUGAGCAACGCUGUGAUCAAAAGGAUCCGGAACGCGGCGAACGCGGCGUGGAGGAUUGUGAGGCUGAGCUCUCGAUGCGUGGAGCUGUGCCGGAACAGGCAGGUUAUGAGCCGGCGCAGAUCGAGGUGUCGGAAUCCGAUAAACUGGACUGGGCUCACCUUUCGUAUGUAAAGAUGCACAUCUGGAAGUUCUUGCCGGCCGUGGAGAUCUGCCAGGGUCGAGCGGUGUCGUGCACCUUUGCAAAGCCAAAGGAGCUGAUUGACCACUUCAAGCAUGUUGCCGACCUAUCCAGGAGGGACGCCCUCCUGGCUCACACAGUGUCGCUUCAUGAGAAAGCUCGCGACAGGGGCGUACAAUGGUUUGGAGAGGCUCACGAAGAUCCUUUGCUUUCAGUUCGCCUGGAUUCGGCCAUGCUCGAGCGGAGGGACAGUUUCCGCUGCCUCAUGAACCUGGGCAGCCUAUGGUUUGAGCAUGCUCCUUUCUCCAUGCUGGAACUGCUGUGGCGCCUGGCCCGGCAUACCUUGAAACAGCAGGGCGAGGAGUUUGACGACGAGUAUUUCUACACACGCUCAGCAGCAGCGGUCUCGCUGAACAGACUGCUGCUUCACACUCCAGGGUUUCACCGUUGGCUGGCGCAGCACAGGGAUACCAACAGCGCCUGA
Molecule: messenger RNA, 1272 nt
Organism: Symbiodinium natans
Lineage: Eukaryota; Dinophyceae; Suessiales; Symbiodiniaceae
Source: the annotation of a GenBank genome assembly